GCAGUGUCCGAGUCACACACAUUCUAACACCCCUAAUCCAAACAACCCCACGUCCCUUGUCUCCCCAGGCCCUUGCAGCGCGACGAUGGGCAUGUCUUUUCCCACCAGCGCGGCGUUCACGGCCUCUCAGUCAAACAGCUCCCACUGUGAGAUCCAAGAUGGCUUCCUGGCAGUGACCCUCCCCGUGAUGUACUCCCUCAUCUUCAUCAGCGGGCUGCUCAGCAACAUGCUGGCCCUCUGGGUGUUCUGGUGCCACACGCAGAGGAGCACCUCCAUCACGGUGUACAUGAGGAACCUGGCUCUGUCGGACCUCCUGCUCUCCCUCUGCCUGCCCUUCCGGGUGGCCUAUCAAAACCAGAGUGGCCCUUUGAUCCUCUGCACCAUUGUCGGGGCUUUCUUCUACCUCAACAUGUACGUCAGCAUCAUGUUCCUCAGCCUGAUCAGCCUGGACCGCUACCUGAAGAUCAUUCGGCCUCUCCGGCAGUUUAAGAUCCACACGGUGCCUUGCAGCACCCUCGCUGCCAGGGUGGUUUGGCUGGCCUAUGCUGUUUUCACGCUGCCUUUCUUUUUCGAGACUAGGGGAGCAGGGGCCUGUGCCGACAAGUGCUUCCACUUCAGGAGCAAACGCCCACUGGGGGCAGCUCUCAACUUGGUCGCUGUGGCCACCUUCUUCAUUCACCUGCUGCUCUUCCUCUAUUUCUAUGGCAAGAUCUCGGCCAAGCUGCAGAAAGUGUCUUCAGGGAAAGCCCAGCAGCAGGGCAGAAGGCCAGGGAGUAGGGCCAUCACAAGAACCGUUGUGGUCCUGGCCAUCUUCAGCGUGUGCUUUGCCCCCUACCACGCUGUGCGUGUGCCGUACGUCCUGGCCCAGCUGGACGUCAUCUCCAGCACGCAGUGGAAGCAGGCUCUCCACCUCGCCAAUGAGCUUGUCCUCUGUAUCUCGGCCCUGAACAGCUGCCUGGACCCCGUGAUUUUCUUCUUCUUCUCCAGCAGCUUCAGGAGAGCCGUGCACGGCACCAUCCACGGCAAGCUGAAGAGAGUUGUUCUGAGGAACCAGGGGGCCUUAAACCACAGUAAAUCCAUCACAGAGCCAGGGCUGGAGUAA
This is a messenger RNA of Pelodiscus sinensis (Chinese soft-shelled turtle), 1102 nucleotides long. Its product is annotated as putative G protein-coupled receptor 34. Gene Ontology annotation, cellular component: membrane. Gene Ontology annotation, molecular function: oxysterol binding; G protein-coupled receptor activity. Gene Ontology annotation, biological process: G protein-coupled receptor signaling pathway. The record is from RefSeq and is a predicted model, not a curated record. Lineage: Eukaryota; Metazoa; Chordata; Testudines; Trionychidae.